CUCUGAUAUAAAUCUCUGAGCAAAGCCUCCACUCACAGCCACGGUGAAAACCAUCAGAAGGAUGACGCCUUAUUACCCAUUGGUGUUUGCCUGCAUCUUGGGCUUUGCUACUUCCCACCCACGAACUGAAAACUUGGCUGGGAAUAUUGUGGCCACUCAGUCCAGCCUUGCAAACUGUCAGGGGUUGGCAGCGAACGCAAUAGAUGGAAAUGACAUGACUGAUCCCAAUAAGGGAUCCUGCAGCCGGACCAGUGUGGAAUCAGACCCAUGGUGGAGAGUUGAUCUGCAUUACCAUUACCGGGUCUAUGUCGUCAAAAUUACCACCAGCGCAGACAAAGCUUUGGAAGGAGCUAACAUUCACAUUGGAGACUGUUUAAAAAACAAUGGAACCAACAAUGCAGUCUGUGCGUCCAACGUCUCAAUCCCAGCGGGAGACACUAAAGUGAUUAAAUGCGGAGAUAUCGGAGUGCAUGGUGUGUUUGUGACCAUCACAAUCCCAGGAACUGAAAAAUGCAUUUCGCUGUGUGAGGUGGAACUUUUUGGGGCACCGGAACCACACAGUGACGUAGAUCAUGAACAUUAAUCCAAAACGCUGCUCAUUUGGAGAGAGCCAUGUUGUGCUUUGAGCUUCUGCAGCCAAUCAGCUCCUGCUCCCCCCACACCCCCCCCCAGGCCACACUCUCUGCUUGAAAGUUGCUGUGAACAAGGAUUUCAGGAUGGGAACCAGCCUUUCCCAGUUUCUGUCACCCACCCACAGUCAGUCAGUCACGGAUUUCUCCAUCAAUCUCCCUGGAACAGUCCCAGGCAACGGAGACCAUGCUCAGUGACAGCAUCAGCUGAGAAACUCUGUCAAAGAUUAUCCAGGGAGACGGAGGGGGGAGGUGACUGAGAAAAAUCUCAGACCGUCCUGACUGUCACAUGGAACAACAGCUUUAUCUGAGCACCCAGAGUUCAGACUUGAACUGGUAUUAAUGCCCACAGUCUCUGGUCACUAACAACCCAGGACUGAUUGACGAUUGACGGUCUGUAUUGUGUAAUUACACCGUUCUGUGAGAAUCUGGGAGCCACCUGGAACUUUCUGCUUUUUCUGAUUUAAAAGCCUCAAUAAAGUUGCUGCCUGCACAGGA
Hemiscyllium ocellatum (epaulette shark) is the source of this 1127-nucleotide messenger RNA. Its product is annotated as fucolectin-5-like. The coding region runs from base 62 to 583 and encodes 173 amino acids. The record is from RefSeq and is a predicted model, not a curated record. The transcript has 5 exons. Lineage: Eukaryota; Metazoa; Chordata; Chondrichthyes; Orectolobiformes; Hemiscylliidae.